Messenger RNA from Drosophila eugracilis, 1164 nucleotides. RefSeq names its product protein similar. Bases 119 to 967 code for a protein of 282 amino acids. The transcript is spliced from 4 exons. The record is from RefSeq and is a predicted model, not a curated record. Lineage: Eukaryota; Metazoa; Arthropoda; Insecta; Diptera; Drosophilidae.
AUCAGAUCUAUUAGAAAAAGUAGAAACCAAAAAUUCGAAAAAUUUAUAUUUCGUACAAAAUUUGAAGUGAAACUUUUUAUAAUUCUUUCGGUAGUCCGUGAUUUUCCACAAAUUAAAAAUGAAUUUUUGUUCGGUGCCUUACGAAGCUGAUUACGGCAUGUAUGCUGACUCGAAGAUGAAGAGCGUGCCUCAGUAUCCGUUGAGCAUGAGCCCUGGACAGGGCCAAGGACAGUCUCUGGCCAUGCAGCCCCUGAAUCCACCGCAGAUGAAUCUGCAGAUGCAGAUGCCGAUGUCGAGUGCUGCUCAGAUGUCCUCGUUCCCCAUACAGGGUAUGCCGAUGGGCAUGAUACCUGCUGGAAAUCAGAUGACCGCCAUGUCCACGACGACCACACAGCUGCCACUGGGAGCGGUCACUCCUCUUAGCAGCAUGACCAUGAUGCCCAUGAUGGGUAAUCCCAUGGGUGCUAUUGAUGCCCCUGGGAUAAAUGCCGUGCUGCCAGACCUGCAGCCCAUGACCUCGAUGGGCCAGAUGCAGCCGAUGCAGCAGUUUAAUCAAUCGCCGUCCGCCACCCAAAUGCAUCAGGGUCGUCUGACUGGAGGAGGCAAUGGGAUGUCAGCGACGUGUCCCUCUUCGCCGUCGCAUGCCGGUGGCUGGAGCACUAGUCCUAACGCCAACCAGAUGAUGACCAACGGCAACAUGUGGCCAUAUAGCCAGGUCAUUCAGAAUUCCCAGCCGCAGUACCACCACCACCACCAGCAGCAGCAGCCGCAGCAGCAGCAUCACUACCAACAGCAACAGCAGGUCACAAGGAUGAAGCCCUCCUACGAGAUGUCGCCUUCUGGCAUGUAUCGGGACAUUCGGAACGGACUGAACACACCGUCCAUGCACGAAUCUGCGAAGAACGGCAAGGGCAAUCAAUCAUUCAAUUGUGGAAAAUCGGUUGGCAAAGUCCCCCAUUGGCGUUGACGACCUCUUUGAGCCCAUCAAGUUGAUUUUUGUGGAUUUCGUGAUUGGUGUCUCUCCAUUUACACUCCCCUACACACUUUUCCAUCGCAAGCAUACACUCACAUGCACACACUCACAAGCACAAACACACCUAGAACAAGAACGUGGUCACAAACAUAUUGGUGUGGAAUAAAUGGUUUAUAUGUUUUGGCCGAAAA